GAGUCCGUGGAGGAACACCGCAGCACUGAAUGUGAUGGACGCGUUGGCAGGGGGAAAACAGGUGGAGACGUGGGACUUUUAUUCUGAAAAUCAACAGGUGGAAAUGUAGGACUUUUAUUCUGAAAAUAGCACAGGUGGAAACGUAGGGUUGUGUCAUUCUGAAACACAGCCCAGAUGGAAAUGUAGGACUUUUAUUCUGAAGAAAUGCAGGACAUAGGAUGCUUUUCUGGCUUCUGUAGUUCAUAUUCACACUUAAGGACUUGCCUCUGCUUCUGUAGUCUAUUCCCAUUCUGCACGUAUUAUCGACCAGUUUAUUUGUGUAAUAAUGUUUAGGAGCCCCUUCCAUUCCAACAAAUAACACUCGUCUUUUCGUUUGGGACCAAUCAUCUAAUACUUAAUUAUAUUUGCAGAUUUAUUUAUUUUCUACACUAUAGUCAUUUAGGUAUACUAAUUAGGGAAACUCUCCAAAUAUGUAGUCAUCGAAGGAGGAAAACAUUUGUCACCUCAAUUUUGGUUAUUUACCUUAACUCAACGUUUUCGUCAGUUGCUGUUUGCUGAUUGGUUGAAAUUAGUGGCAUGUGACUUAGUGGCAUGUGACAUGUCUUUUCACAAAAGCCAGCAAAUCGCUUAAAGAAAUUACAAUUGCCGUCUUUCACCAGAGAUGGCGCUGUUGCUUAUGAUUUUAUCUUACUGCUAGGGCAAAUCAUUUCAUUCCCACAUCUGGGAUCUAAGUGAACACAUAUUAACUAUUUUCAACGUAGGGAGAGGAGACAGACUGUGGUUGGCAUUCCAAACCGUUGGAAAGACGUGUGUGUGUGUGUGUGUGUGUGUGUGUGUGUGUGUGUGUGUGUGUGUGUGUGUGUGUGUGUGUGUGUGUGUGUGUGUGUGUGUGUGUGUGUGUGUGUGUCUGCACUUCCAAAUAAUGUGCAGAAUGGGCAGCCUUUGUGAUGAGUCUUCUAUCAUCACAUGCAGCACUUGGACAACAGGCUGGAGAGGGCAGGACAGGACAGAGGAGAGGAGAGCAGGGCUGGCUAGAGGCUUACUAGCUCUCCAUUGUUUCAGUCUUACUUUUUUUUGUAUAUAUAAAUAAUAAAUGGUGUGUGUGUGUGUGUGUGUGUGUGUGUGUGUGUGUGUGUGUGUGUCUUUUAGUGACAGGUUGAAGAUUACUUUGUUGAUGUUUUUCUGUGAGAUGAAGGCUCGUCUUUUGAACGGUGGAAAGUCCAGAGAGUUGACAGAUGCAAUGUGUUGAUGUAGGGUGGAAGUCUGUCAGGUGGUUGGAUUUCUUUGUCUGGUUUGACCUGGAGUGAAACAUUUGGUGUGUUGAGGCUAUCCUCCAAAAUGGGAGGACUUAUUCAAACAGCAACGGAUGUAGCCAAGUCGUUUUUAUGGUUUAGUUUGACUCUCCUCAUAUUUUACCAGUGUUCUACUUUGGAGAUGAAUGUUUGGAGCUUUUUGGCAGCGUGUUGGGGUACCAUUGACUGGUCCAGUGAUAUAGAUUGCCUGCAAAUCGAGAGAUUCAUCCAAACAAUGUUUGGUGGUUUGGAGCAGAGCCAUUUAGAUUUCUCUCUAAAUAGCUCUGGUUUGGAUAUGACUUUGGAGUGGGCUCAGUAGUGCCCCCUGGUGGACCCCUGCUUGUGGGCUUAACGAAGAAAGCCGAUGGGUAUGUCUCGGGUUGCAUCAUGUAGUCAGUAUUUGGGUCGUGUAGGUCCGAGGACGUUGUCAGUGGGGCUGCUUCGUUAUCUGGAUCAGUCUCGGUGUACUGUAGGAGGUCUCACUGCCCAGUAUCUGCGCUGAGACGAAUAGCGAGCAUUCUUUCAAUAGGUUUUCCGGUGUUACUGAUGAUGGGGCUAGGGGGGCAGUAGUGAGGCGGUCAGUUAGUGGGGAGUCGCGGUCUUGGUGGGUUGUGGCUGUUUCCGUUAUCCCUGGUGCAGGGACUUGGCCUGCGGGGGAGAACGUUGUGAGGAAGCUUUUUUCGGAAUGUGAUACUUCCGAUAAGAAGGCGGUUGACUUUAUUGUGACCGGGGGCCAUGUUUUCAUCGUGGCCCGGCUGUACCUUCACCUCCGGACUGGUGAUGACCUUAAUGAGUGGAUGAUGCUGUUUGCGAUGCGUUCAUAGUCCGCUAGCCGAACCAGGAGCUACCAGGGGACAGCCCCUCUGCCUGUCCUCUCUUUGCGUGAUGUCAUGUUCAGGGAGACAUCACCCAAUGGGGUUUAAUAGUCGUCGUUAUGACUAGAACGCAGGAGGAGGAGGAGAAUCAAUCAUCAUCGUUGUCACAUUGAAGUUAAUACGUUGAAAAAUAAUGAAGUUAAAUUGUUUAAAUGUGUACGUCGUUCUCCAUUCAAAACUGUAACGGAACAUAAUUAUGUUUCCUUAUUCCUCGAAUACUGAAGUUUAUCUGAGACUACGCCUUUAUUAUAACGGAUGCCGAAGAACAACACAAUACUAUUUAUGAAAGGCGAGAUGGAGACACGCUUUGUUUAGAAAAUUACUAACAAUGUUUGCUUUUCAAAAUCAAUUACAACAAUAAAAAUACCGAUAUAUCAAUGAACAGACCAAUUAAACGAGCGUUAAUAUUAUUCAUAAAAACAGUUGCAAUAACAUAUUUACUGUUACUCAUGCUGAAUCACUUAUAAUUAAAAUACUUAAUUCUGUGAUUAUUUCUGAUGCAUCCUUAUAACCUGUAUUGUAUUGUAAUCAAAACACGCAAGCUGAUGAAGAAGAGACCCUGAGGGACCCUGGUCUGGUAGUUCAGGGUCCCACCGCUAGAGGGCGAGACUGAAUCACAUACUUCUCGUCCAUGCCUGAUGCGUCACACUCAGAUGUCUCUGUAACCUGAAAACACAAGUCGGUCGGGGUAUGACCAUUUUUUUGUUGCUUUAAUGACUCAACCGCAUUUCAGUAUCCAGUGAAACGCCCUUGUCGAUCACUGACUCUUCUUUUGUGUGCAUUAAUCCAAAAUUGAGGCAAAGCACGUAAGAGGAAAAGUAGAAAAACUGGAUGAAAGUGACUAAACUUCCCUGUAAAGAAAGUAACGUGGUAAUUAUCAGUGUGAUUAUACACUUUCCAUUUCAGCCGAGCAGGAACAGUGAUUUCUUCUUGAGUGGGUCCAUUAGCUGUGUACGCACCGUGUGGCCCCAGCUGAGCAAACUGGCGCAUAGCCACAGGUGUGCAAACAGUGGAAUCUCCAGUGCGUCCUGUCCCUGGCUAGGGGUGCACACGGUGACCCCAACAACCCCAUUACACUACCUGUCAAGGCAGGUUAAGAAGCAAUAAUUGGCAGCAUUAUGGAGUUUAGCCCGUGGACAUGACACGCCUUCAGCUCUGUGGCCCUAAACACACCAAAGCUCAGUUUCCGCCUGCGUUCCGCUCUCGCUGUGUUUCGGCAGCAGACCAAUUGUUGUCUGUUGAGGGGCGCGGUCUCGUGCAGGGGCAGGGCAGGCUAAGGUAGGGCAGGCCGAUGGGCAGGGCAGGGUCUGCUUCACGAUCACCAGAGAACACAUCACCUGCAGCCGCGGACGCACGACUGCGUCAGAUGUUCCACAACACACUCAAACACACGGAGCUACAAUGAUGUCGCUUGACCCACUGCGAUCGGCUAUUUCCAGCGGAGCGGGGGCCAAUACGUCGCUGGCCGUCCCGUACGUCAACCAGUAUCGAUCGGGCCAGCAGCGGGUCCUGGAGCAAGUGCAGACCAUCAAGAGGACCAAGUCCAAGCAGUCGACUAAUCGGAAUGGGACAGCGACUUUAUCCCCUACUAGUCCCACCUACGACAGCGUGUUUACAUAUUCUCAUAAGUCCCUUCCCAUCAACGUCAAUGGAAGUUCCACCGUUGGAAACGGCUUUUCCAAAAAGACGGUCGGCUCUGAGAAGAACGCCAACCGUCAGACCCUGCGGACGGCAAAGGGCUCGGUCGGCCAGUGGGUCCAGUCCAGCCACAACAUCAGCCGGGGCUCACACGCCAACGGCGGCGCCACCGUCUCCAUGGGAACGCUGGGCGGCGGCACCAUGGGCCGGAGCAACACCAGCCGCAGCGAGCCCGACCUGGGCCGCCGCUUCACCCGGCCCCGGCAGGCCGCGCCCCCGGGGCCCCAGCGCCUGCUGUCGAACCGCUCCAGCGUCUUCCUGUCGGAGCGCACCGUGACCUCUGGGGGGCAGCACGCCGCCGCCAACGGCUACCCGCCGCCGCAGCCCAAAGCCCAGUACCAGGUCCGGUCCCAGUCCCAGUCCCAGUACCAGCCACUGCCCCAGUCCCAGUACCAGUCACUGCCCCAGUCCCAGUACCAGUCCCAUGGUCAGUCCCAGUACCAGGGCAAAAGCCUGCCUUUCCACCAGGGGAAAGGCCUGACCCAGUACCAGACCCUCGGCCAGUCCCAGUACCAGGGCCAGAGCCAGAGCCAAGGCCAGUCCCAGUCCCAGUACCAGGCCAAUGGCCAGUCCCAGUACCAGGCCAAUGGCCAGUCCCAGUACCAAGCCCCGGCCUUGCCCCAAACCCAGAGCUUCAUGAACGGCACCAGUAAGGGGAAACAGAGCAGCCAGUACGUGGUGACCAGCACCAGCCAGACCCAGCGCGGACCCUACCAACCCGGACUGACCCAGUUUGAACAGUCGGUGGUGGACUCCGGCGUCAAGACCAAGGCGGUCUCUGGGCUCAAGGGGGUCGUUGAUCCUGGGGACCUGACCAUGAUUGAGGCUGUGGCCUGGCUCUCCAGCCCCGACCAGCAGCAGCAGCACUGUGGAGCCUCCUUCAUCCAGCACAGCACCUUCCUGGAGGACAAGGCCAAGCGAGAGGUGCACCAGCUGGGCGGGAUUCCUCCACUGGUGGCCCUCCUGCGCAGCCCCAACCCCCCGAUCGCCCAGACGGCGUCGGCGGCCCUCCGGAACCUGUCCUUCAAGGACACGGCCAACAAGGAGGAGCUCUUCCGCUGCGGGGGGGUGGAGGAGGUGGUGGCCCUGCUCCGGGAGUCCGACUCGGCGGACACGCACAAGCAGCUCACAGGCCUGCUGUGGAACAUGUCGUCCGUGGAGAACCUGCGACCGGACCUGCUGAAGUCCGCCCUGCCGGCUCUGAUGGAGAAGGUCAUUCUUCCGUACACGACUGGACCCGACCGGUCCAGCAACACGGACCCGGAGGUCUUCUACCACGCCACGGGCUGUCUGAGGAACUUCAGCAGUGGUAAGGUGAGCAUCAGGCAGAGCAUGAGGAAGUGCCGUGGGUUGGUGGACUCCCUGGUCAGCUACGUGGAGGAAUGCGUGGAGGCCCAGAGACCCGACGACAAGUCGGUGGAGAACUGUGCCUGCGUGCUCCACAACCUGACCUUCCAGCUGGAGGCGGAGGCCCCCGCCCUCUUCAGCCGCAUCUCCGCCCUGGGCCGGGCCAACAUCACCCCCGAGGGGGACACCGGCCCCAUCGGCUGCUUCAGCCCGCAGAGCAGACAGGUCCUGGAAGCUGAGCGGCACUUUGACUACCCGACGGUGGAGGAGCAGAACCCCACGGGGGCGGGCUGGCUGAUCCACUCCCGGACCCUGCAGAGCUACCUGGACCUGCUGAGCUCCAGCCAGAAGGACGACACCCUGGAGGCCUGCUGCGGGGCCCUGCAGAACCUCACCGCCCACCCCGGCACCGUUUCCAACGUCAUCAGCCAGACGGUGGUGAAGAAGCUCAACGGUCUGGCUGUCAUCGCGCCGCUGCUGAGGUCUCCCAAGAUCAACCUGCAGAGGAACACCGUGGCACUGGUGGCCAACCUGGCCAAGAACCCCAGCCUGGCCAACCCCAUCGCCCGUAAAACCCUGCCCGAGUUCUACGCCAUCCUGGAGGAGGGCACCGAGGGCACCGAGUCGGACGACACGCUGUCCAUGGCGUGCCAGACCGCCCACCUCCUCACCCUGAAGGAGCAGGACAUGGGUCGGCCCCUGCUGAAGAACAACCUGAUCCACGCCCUGAACCACCUCAGCAAAGACAGUCAUUUCCCCAAGUCCAGCAAAGCGGCCUCCCUAAUGCUCUACAGCCUGUGGUCGGACAAAGACCUGCAGAGCUUCCUGAAGAAGAAAGGCAUGAGCAAGGGGUCCUUCGUGACCAAGGACACCAUCGCGGCCCACAGGUCCAUCCAGGUGGUGGACUAGACCAGGGGUGGACCAGACCCUAGACCCGCUCCUCCCAGCCUUGUGACCCCGUCACCCGGCUCCUCCAGCUACUCCACGCCUCAACGCUCACUCCUGUAUCGUCCAACUAACCCGAAACACUCCACGGCGUCCGCGUUGCACUUGUACAGAGAUGGUCGCUAUGAUACGCUCACAUAAUCGAAUCAAUAACAAACACAAAUUGCAGGCUUAUUUACAUUCCUGUUCAGUGUCGCUCAUGGCAGGUCAAGAAAGAGGAAGCGCGUGUGUUUUUCUCACCGUCGCUCGCUUUGCAGUGACUCUCUCGGAGUACAGCUCGCUGCUGACUACGUCGGGAGUACGUAUUAAGUCCCACUAAAUCACCCGGCCAGACUGGAUGUGAGCCACUGCACUAACUGGCACGUUUAAAUCAUAUUCUCUCUUGUGUAAAUAUGUUCGCCCGCCGUAUUUGUGUCACUGGAGUCUACUCCAAAGGGGAAGCAUAAGAUGACAAGUAUUGUUUUGUGCUUUUGUUUUUAACAAACUACGUACAGUUUUAGCUAUGGUUUUAGACGUCGUAAAUGUUGUUCUAAGCUUUGACCCUAUGAUAUCUUGUGACCGAAUUGUCUGUGUACAGCUAGCCUGCUCCGUCGGUUGUUAUGUUUAGAGAAUGGUCGGAUUAGUUUAGAGAGAUUUAGCAAUACUUGCACUGAAUAUGCAGUUUUUGUGAUGAAAUGUCUGUCUUUAAUUACUGCUGUUAACGCUGCAACCUUGUCAAAACUGGUUAUACUAAUAAAGAAUGCUGCUAAAUAUACUGCUAAAAAUAUAUUUCGUCUUCAAAGUGAUCUGUCUGUGGAUGUCUUGAUUUAGCCUCCACGCAUUAGACAGAUGCAGACUUGCCGGCUGGGGUUGAUAUACUGAUGGUUUUAUUGAAAUGUGCUGUAGGUUCGAUUUGAGAGUUGAAGAGAGAGAGCAGAUCAGAGCUUGAGAACAAUACUUUAAAAACAAGCAACCCCCAAAAACAUAUCCCAGCUCAUUUCUGACCUGAUUGGUGCUGAACUGACCUGACUGAGCAUUUCCCUCCCUAUAGAAGAGAAUUAGGGUCACAUGGGAUUAUUUUUUGGGGGGUUUUGACCUUUAAGUCAGAAUUCUGACCUUAACGUAAGAAUAAAAAGGGUUCUGAUUUAAAGUCAGAAUUCUAACUUCAAUCUCAGAAUUUAAUUUUUUUUUCCAUCCUCUUCCGUACUAAUACCUGCGUGCGGCUAUGCCAUUAGUAUAAAUUGACCAUCAAUUACAGCUCUUAAAUGCAGCUCCCAAACAACGUUUUGUCGGCUGGGUUUAAAAGAAGGAUCAGUGAGUUUUGUCCUGCACUUCCAGUUGCAAUAUGCAGUUAAUAUCAGAUUUAAUUCCCCCUUAAUUAGAUGACUCAACGGGACGUAGACCUACCACCUGACUUG
Molecule: messenger RNA, 7554 nt
Organism: Gadus chalcogrammus (walleye pollock)
Lineage: Eukaryota; Metazoa; Chordata; Actinopteri; Gadiformes; Gadidae
Product: plakophilin-1-like
Exons: 13
Coding region: 3569-6121 (850 amino acids)
Biological process (GO): cell-cell adhesion; intermediate filament bundle assembly; cell-cell junction assembly
Cellular component (GO): cytoplasm; nucleus; plasma membrane
Molecular function (GO): cadherin binding
Source: RefSeq, a predicted model, not a curated record